Messenger RNA from Ambispora gerdemannii, 717 nucleotides. Lineage: Eukaryota; Fungi; Glomeromycota; Glomeromycetes; Archaeosporales; Ambisporaceae. The record is from the annotation of a GenBank genome assembly.
AUGGAUAAUACCUACGCUCAUCUUGCCAAUUAUCUUGUUGAAAAAAUUUCACCUCUUGAUUCAAAGGAACGUUUUCUGCUGGCUAUCGCUGGAAUUCCUGGAUCGGGAAAAUCUACGCUAACGCACAAAGUUACUUCCUUAAUAAAUAAAAAAGUGGGAAAUGUAGCAGUGAUGAUUUCGAUGGAUGGAUUUCAUCAUCCAAAAAGUGUUUUAGAUACAUUUGAGGAUCCAGAACAAGCACAUGCUAGACGUGGUUCUUAUUGGACAUUUGAUGUCGAAGCACUUUUGGAAUUAGUGAAGACAUCGAGACAACCUAUUGAUCCCGAAAACUCGAGUGUGAUUAAAGCCCCUUCGUUUGACCAUGCUGUCGGGGAUCCAAUAAAGGAUGACAUUUCUAUUUUAUCAAGCCAUAAGCUCGUGAUCUUUGAAGGCCUGUAUCUCCUCUUGACUGAACCUUAUCCAUGGGAUCAAAUUCAAAAAUAUAUGAACGAAUUAUGGUUUAUCGACGUGGAAAUUCCAAUUGCCAAAGAUCGUAUCAUCAUAAGACAUUUAGCAAGUGGAAUAGCUAAAAGCAAAGAAGGAGCUGCACAACGAUUCGAAAAUAAUGAUAGACCAAACGCUGAAUAUAUAUUAGCUCAUUGUGCUCAACCCACAAAAAUUGUUUAUAGUGUCGAAGACCAAGAAGAAGUGCAAGAGAUGAUCAGUGAGAUACCGUGA